This is a messenger RNA of Osmerus eperlanus (European smelt), 628 nucleotides long. Its product is annotated as serine/threonine-protein kinase 24-like. Gene Ontology annotation, cellular component: cytoplasm. Gene Ontology annotation, molecular function: ATP binding; protein serine/threonine kinase activity. The record is from RefSeq and is a predicted model, not a curated record. The annotation marks the transcript as partial. Gene Ontology annotation, biological process: protein phosphorylation; negative regulation of cell migration. The transcript has 2 exons. NCBI's taxonomy places the organism in Eukaryota, Metazoa, Chordata, Actinopteri, Osmeriformes, Osmeridae.
AGCGACAGAGCGCAGUAGAACAACUUCUAAAGCGAGAAGGCGAGUUCACCGUGAAGGCGGAUGUUUCAACGUGAUAUUCAAAUGUUGACACCUACAGCGCAAACAGGUAUCGCACUAAAGACGCUAACAUUUAAACCUGGACCUACUUUACUUUCCAGUUUCCACCCUCUACAAGGCCAUACAGUUUGUUUUUUUUUCUCGGUGAGGGAGCGGCAGACUAAGGGCGGACACCGGAGAUUUCCUUCCAGACAACUCGGCUCGCUCAGGUUUACCGUACCUGGAGCUGAUUUCGUUCAAACGUGCCCCUUAACUCAGUUUUUCUGGCACCGUAGACUCGAGAAAAGGACGAGGACGAGCGCGAGGGGGACGUGAUCGUUAUGGAGGUCCAGGUAUGCAGAGCACCCAUGUUGACCCGGAGGAGCUGUUCACCAAGCUGGAUCGCAUCGGGAAGGGCUCGUUCGGCGAGGUCUUCAAAGGCAUCGAUAAUCGCACCCAGAGUGUGGUGGCCAUCAAGACCAUCGACCUGGAGCAGGCGGAGGACGAGAUGGAGGACAUUCAGCAGGAGAUGACGGUGCUCAGCCAGUGUGACAGCCCUCAUGUCACCAAGUACUACGGCUCCUACCUGAAG